Molecule: messenger RNA, 678 nt
Organism: Ostertagia ostertagi
Lineage: Eukaryota; Metazoa; Nematoda; Chromadorea; Rhabditida; Trichostrongylidae
Source: the annotation of a GenBank genome assembly
AUGAGGUUUGGUCAGAGUUUUGGAUCGAGGAGCUUCUUCACCAUCUAUGUGCUCCAUGACGGGAUCUUCCACCUCCUCUACGACCUCCGCGUCCUCCGAAUGGAAAUCCUCCAGGUCCUCCAGGCAUUGGUCCUCCAAGGUCCUCCCGUCAUUGGUCCUCCAGGUCCUCCAGGCAUUGGUCCUCCAGGUCCUCCAGGCAUUGGUCCUCCAGGUCCUCCCGUCAUUGGUCCUCCAGGUCCUCCCGUCAUUGGUCCUCCAGGUCCUCCAGGCAUUGGUCCUCCAGGUCCUCCAGGCAUUGGUCCUCCUGGCAUUGGUCCUCCAUUUCCCCCGAAUGGGAAUCCUGCAGAUCCUCCGGUCAUUGGUCCGCCCAGUCCUCCUGGCAUCGGUCCUCUAGUUCCCCCAAAUGGAAAUCCUCCAGGUCCUGCAGGCAUUGGUCCUCCGACUCCGCCAAAUCCUCCAGAUCCCCCGGGCAUUGGUCCACCUGGUCCUCCAGGUAUUUGUCCUCCAGGUCCUCCAGUUAUGAUUCCUCCAGGUCCUCCAUAUGAGUUUCCUCCUGGUCCUCCAGGCACAGCUCCACCGAAUCCUCCGAGGCCAUUCGAAAAGGCUCCCAGCGAAUUCAGUGUUGUCUAUCGUGCUACUAUGGGAGAAUUCGAUGGGGUGGUAUUGUCCGAGGAAUGA